AUGCCCAUCCAACGCGUAACAAUGUUCAAAGUGCCCAACGAAGCAAACCACCAACCCCUCCUCGACGCCUACAAAACCCUCGAGCAAUCCCAGCAAAAAGACAACAAGCCCUACAUCCUCGAAAUCAAAGUCUCCCCCUCGCUCUCCGGCGAGCGCGGCAAGGGCUACAACUUCGUCGCCAUGACGCGCUUCCGCAACCUCGAGGACAUGAAGUACUACGACGAGGAGUGCGAGGCGCACAAGGUGCUGAAGCGCGUGGCGAACCCGCUGGUGGAGCAGCCGUGGCAGCCGCCUUUGACGGUGUUUUUCGAGGAGAAGUGA
Molecule: messenger RNA, 321 nt
Organism: Neohortaea acidophila
Lineage: Eukaryota; Fungi; Ascomycota; Dothideomycetes; Mycosphaerellales; Teratosphaeriaceae
Exons: 2
Coding region: 1-321 (106 amino acids)
Source: RefSeq, a predicted model, not a curated record